Cryptotermes secundus is the source of this 688-nucleotide messenger RNA. RefSeq lists its product as uncharacterized. NCBI's taxonomy places the organism in Eukaryota, Metazoa, Arthropoda, Insecta, Blattodea, Kalotermitidae. The transcript has 2 exons. The record is from RefSeq and is a predicted model, not a curated record. Bases 7 to 405 code for a protein of 132 amino acids.
CGUAAGAUGUCGACUUCUAAACUGCGUGGAAAUGAACGGAGAGGCACCAUCGGCACGAUAGGCACCGAUAGGCACCACCGGCACUAUGUUGCGGGGCCGGUACAAUUUGCUUCUUCGUUGUGGCUGGAGCCACCGGAACAUGGCUUUCCUGAGGGCGCUGUUGCUGCUCUGCUGCACUGCCUCGGAGUGCCGCCGCGAAGGAGACACCUGGAGUUACGGUGGCUGAAGAGAAACCCUCCCCAUAGUUUUGGACGUUCUCUGAGCCUUCCUUCUCUGUUGCUCUUCUUUGGCAUGUUUGCAACCCCGAUAAUUGGCGGGACGUGUCUUUUCUCCCUCCGCCAACCGGCAGUUGCAGCAUACUGGGGUGGAGGAAGAGUUCUCCUUCUCUGGGCACUCCUUGUGUAAGUGGCCACCUCCGCACCACAAACAACGUGGGGGCUGUUUGCAGUUAGCCCAAACAUGGCCGAACUGCUGGCAGUUGUAGCAUUGUGUGAGCCCACUCUGUGCUCUGUAUGCCUCUACCUUGAUGGCAUUGUGGCAGAGGUUGGUCAGUCGGAAGACUUCUUGGGACCUCUCCGUUCUAGGAAGUGUGAUAAGGAACAAGAGAAGAUAAAUGUUAUUUGUUCCUUCUGGAGGAGUCCGACGACUGGUCAUUUGUUUGACGUUAUAUAAUAAGGCAUAAUCUGCU